AUGGAUCCCUCGGAUCGAACGGGCCAACCUCAGUCAGGCCAACGAUCGAGUCAAUCAUCCGCCAUGGCCUCACCAACGACUGAUCGUGGUUUCACUGGCAGACACACUGAUAACCGUCCAGAUCAAGGCCUGUCGGAGAGCUUCCAAUCUACCGACACCAUCAGACGUCGACCUGAGAACGUAUCCUACGGAACGAUUCAAAACACCCCUCCAGAAGGCAUUGCCCCCGAUGUUCUCCCCGAAAUACAACCAAUCCGAACCCCCCAGCGAACAUCUGCUGACACCCGAACAAAGUCGAUCCCUCGCAACAGAAAGCCGCCAAUCUCCCGGCGCACAUCGUCCACCACCCCGCAUCGUGGAAGCGUAUUUUCCGCCGACGAUGAUACACACGAAGUAGAAGCUGAUGCCGUCGGAAGGGCCUACACCCCACGUCGGCGCCAAGGUCCUCUAGGCAGCGUUUCACGCUCACGAGUACGAGACGCCGACGAGCCAGACACCCGCGCUAGCUCGAUACGCGAAGAAGACGGAAUCGAGAGCGAGCGAGAAGAGGAGGAGAGCGAUGAGCUUCCUCUGGAGGAACACGUUGAUUGUGACACGGACGGUGAAAUCAGCGAUGCAGAGAGCUUCACUCUCAAAGACCGCCAACAGGCCAUCAACCAAACCCAUCCUUUCGGUAUUCGAGUCUGGAAGCCCGCCUUGUACAAGAAGGACCGUUCUAUUCAAAAGUUUGCAGAGGGAGAUAUUCACUCCAGUCCAGGGCGUAGUGUUAGCCCAUGGCUAUUGCUCUUCAACGUCGUUUGGACUGUCUGUUUUGGAUGGUGGAUGGCACUCUUUGCUGCCUUUGGUGCCAUCAUCUGCUUGCUCUUCGCAGCCGCACCAAGUGGCCGAGAGUACGGUAGAGUCCUAUGGGGCCUGUCAGGCUACUUAUUCUACCCGUUUGGCAAAUUUGUCCGCUUGGAAAAGGACGAGCAGUACUUGCAUGAAGACGGUAACGAAGGUCGCAGUAUCUCAGAAUACGAGCAGUGGCAGAAUGGCGAUCUAGAGUACGGUCGCCUCUUCUUUGGACCCGAUGGCAAUCGAUCCAUUGUCGGCCGCUCCCGACGCAGCAUUGACUCUGAGCGUAGCGAAACGGAAAGUCUCCUUGGCCGCCAUCGACGCGGAGAAAACGAGGCCCAGCAACGAUUGAAGCGCCGUCUAUUCGGCCGUGGUGAGUGGAACAUUGGACGAGUUAUCUUCUUUGUAUUCUUCUACUGUCUCAUCUCCCCGUCGCUUAUUGUGGUCUCGCUCAUCUGCUGGUUCUUGGUCUUCUGGAUUCCCAUGGGUAAAGUGACGAUGCUGCUCUUUGACCACUUGCGCCGUCAUCCUUUGGCCCUAUCUUUUGAGUCCCACGUUGGCUACGCUCGAAAUGAUGACGGCCCGGACUCUUCCAUUCUUUUGUGUACAUACCGUGCUGUCGGUUCAAAGUACUGGAAGUACACGAUUGACGGUACCAACAUUUUCCUCAUCAAUCUAAUGGCUGUCGUCUUCUUUGUUAUUGCGGACUGGCUCCUGUUGGACCACGUUUUAGGACCCGACUCGUUUAUUGCGUCUCCUGCCUUCUUGUUCGGAGCAAGUCUUGUGUCGAUCAUUCCGCUGGCGUACUUCAUCGGACAAGCCGUUGCCUCCAUCUCAGCACAGUCAUCAAUGGGCUUGGGUGCCGCUAUUAACGCCUUCUUCGCAACGGUAGUGGAAGUUUUCCUCUACUGUGUUGCUCUCAACGAAGGCAAAGGCCAGCUUGUCGAAGGCAGCAUUGUCGGUAGUAUUUUUGCUGGUAUUCUCUUCCUUCCAGGCAUUUCCAUGUGCUUUGGUGCUCUUAAGCGCAAAACCCAACGCUUCAACGCCAAGUCUGCUGGUGUUACCUCGACCAUGCUACUCUUUGCCGUGGUCGGUGCCUUUGGACCAACACUCUUUUAUCAAAUCUACGGUACUCACGAGUUGAACUGCCUUGACUGCGACGAAUAUGGCGCAACAGAGGGCCGCGACUGCCGACGUUGCUAUUUCUCCCAGGCGCCAGCAUUGGACGACCGAUUUUACUUGGAAGCCGUUCGCCCAUACUGCUACAUGGCUGCAGCUAUGCUUUUCUUGUCCUACCUCAUUGGUUUGUGGUUUACUCUUCGCACCCACGCUGCCGUCAUCUGGAACGCAGAGGUAGAAGAAAAGCGCCAUGAUGAUCAUGUUUCAGCGCCCAUGCGCGCUUCUCAGCCGUCUGUUGCUGAUACCAGUUCCACUGAUAUUCGAGACACUCACAUGUACAAACGCGUACUCGGACAGUCGCUUAAGCAGGUCGGGCUUCCCCCAGAUGUGUCGAGACAAGGCUCGUCCUCUCAAGAGAGCCCUACUACGCCUCAUGUUGUCCCACCCAAGGCUGGUGGCAGUGAUGGCUCCCGUGGUAAUCUGAGAGGCGUACCCGGAUUGAGCCAGGCAGAGAACAACAGUCUUGUGCGCGAAGUGGCCGAGAUUGCGGCCGCAGCAGCAACGAUUGCCUCCCGAGACAGACACCACUCACGAAAGUCAAGCGCAAUCGUCUCCAAGUCUCAACAAUCUCACUCUCGAAGCUUUCCUGAGGCCGAGGACGAUGUUACCGCUGCUGAAAACACCACGGCGCACGGUGGAGGGGGCCAUGAUGCACCAAACUGGAGCCGUACCAAGAGUUCCGUCAUCUUGCUCGGCGCCACACUCCUCUAUGCCAUUAUUGCUGAAAUCCUAGUCGACACUGUCGAUGUUGUCCUUGAAAGCUUUGCUAUUGACCAAAAGUUCCUGGGCAUCACGCUCUUUGCACUGGUACCCAACACCACUGAAUUCCUGAACGCCAUCUCCUUCGCCAUGAACGGCAACAUUGCCUUGUCCAUGGAAAUCGGUUCCGCUUACGCUCUUCAAGUGUGUCUGUUGCAGAUCCCCGCUCUCGUGCUCUACUCGGCCAUCUACCCGCAAAUCCCGCCCAACACCAACCCUGGCGACGUUGCCAUGUACACAUUCUCACUGCUUUUCCCUCAGUGGGACAUGGUGACGGUGAUUCUGUGCGUGUUCCUCCUGAGCUACGUCUACGGCGAAGGAAAGAGCAACUAUUUUAAGGGUAGCAUCCUUGUGCUCACGUAUCUUGUUGUUGUGAUUGGCUACUACUUUAGCGGCUACACGGCCGAUGCUAUGGGCAUGGAAAGGUUCGAUGUCAUGGGCUCUGACGGUACAUAUCAGAAGUUCAAGACCAUUGGCCGCUCCGUCAAAGGCAGGGCAUACCAAGCAUGA
This is a messenger RNA of [Torrubiella] hemipterigena, 3282 nucleotides long. Lineage: Eukaryota; Fungi; Ascomycota; Sordariomycetes; Hypocreales; Clavicipitaceae. The record is from the annotation of a GenBank genome assembly.